AGUUCUGUGGAGCAGCGGUGGCCGGCUAGGAUGGGCUGUCUCUGGGGUCUGGCUCUGCCCCUUUUCUUCUUCUGCUGGGAGGUUGGGGUCUCUGGGAGCUCUGCAGGCCCCAGCACCCGCAGAGCAGACACUGCGAUGACAACGGACGACACAGAAGUGCCCGCUAUGACUCUAGCACCGGGCCACGCCGCUCUGGAAACUCAAACGCUGAGCGCUGAGACCUCUUCUAGGGCCUCAACCCCAGCCGGCCCCAUUCCAGAAGCAGAGACCAGGGGAGCCAAGAGAAUUUCCCCUGCAAGAGAGACCAGGAGUUUCACAAAAACAUCUCCCAACUUCAUGGUGCUGAUCGCCACCUCCGUGGAGACAUCAGCCGCCAGUGGCAGCCCCGAGGGAGCUGGAAUGACCACAGUUCAGACCAUCACAGGCAGUGAUCCCAGGGAAGCCAUCUUUGACACCCUUUGCACCGAUGACAGCUCUGAAGAGGCAAAGACACUCACAAUGGACAUAUUGACAUUGGCUCACACCUCCACAGAAGCUAAGGGCCUGUCCUCAGAGAGCAGCGCCUCUUCCGACAGCCCCCAUCCAGUCAUCACCCCGUCACGGGCCUCAGAGAGCAGCGCCUCUUCCGACGGCCCCCAUCCAGUCAUCACCCCGUCACGGGCCUCAGAGAGCAGCGCCUCUUCCGACGGCCCCCAUCCAGUCAUCACCCCGUCACGGGCCUCAGAGAGCAGCGCCUCUUCCGACGGCCCCCAUCCAGUCAUCACCCCGUCACGGGCCUCAGAGAGCAGCGCCUCUUCCGACGGCCCCCAUCCAGUCAUCACCCCGUCACGGGCCUCAGAGAGCAGCGCCUCUUCCGACGGCCCCCAUCCAGUCAUCACCCCGUCACGGGCCUCAGAGAGCAGCGCCUCUUCCGACGGCCCCCAUCCAGUCAUCACCCCGUCACGGGCCUCAGAGAGCAGCGCCUCUUCCGACGGCCCCCAUCCAGUCAUCACCCCGUCACGGGCCUCAGAGAGCAGCGCCUCUUCCGACGGCCCCCAUCCAGUCAUCACCCCGUCACGGGCCUCAGAGAGCAGCGCCUCUUCCGACGGCCUCCAUCCAGUCAUCACCCCGUCACGGGCCUCAGAGAGCAGCGCCUCUUCCGACGGCCCCCAUCCAGUCAUCACCCCGUCACGGGCCUCAGAGAGCAGCGCCUCUUCCGACGGCCCCCAUCCAGUCAUCACCCCCUCAUGGUCCCCGGGAUCUGACGUCACUCUCCUCGCUGAAGCCCUGGUGACUGUCACAAACAUCGAGGUUAUUAAUUGCAGCAUCACAGAAAUAGAAACAACGACUUCCAGCAUCCCUGGGGCCUCAGACACAGAUCUCAUCCCCACGGAAGGGGUGAAGGCCUCGUCCACCUCCGAUCCACCAGCUCUGCCUGACUCCACUGAAGCAAAACCACACAUCACUGAGGUCACAGCCUCUGCCGAGACCCUGUCCACAGCCGGCACCACAGAGUCAGCUGCACCUGAUGCCACGGUUGGGACCCCACUCCCCACUAACAGCGCCACAGAAAGAGAAGUGACAGCACCCGGGGCCACGACCCUCAGUGGAGCUCUGGUCACAGUUAGCAGGAAUCCCCUUGAAGAAACCUCAGCCCUCUCUGUUGAGACACCAAGUUACGUCAAAGUCUCAGGAGCAGCUCCGGUCUCCAUAGAGGCUGGGUCAGCAGUGGGCAAAACAACUUCCUUUGCUGGGAGCUCUGCUUCCUCCUACAGCCCCUCGGAAGCCGCCCUCAAGAACUUCACCCCUUCAGAGACACCGACCAUGGACAUCGCAACCAAGGGGCCCUUCCCCACCAGCAGGGACCCUCUUCCUUCUGUCCCUCCGACUACAACCAACAGCAGCCGAGGGACGAACAGCACCUUAGCCAAGAUCACAACCUCAGCGAAGACCACGAUGAAGCCCCCAACAGCCACGCCCACGACUGCCCGGACGAGGCCGACCACAGACGUGAGUGCAGGUGAAAAUGGAGGUUUCCUCCUCCUGCGGCUGAGUGUGGCUUCCCCGGAAGACCUCACUGACCCCAGAGUGGCAGAAAGGCUGAUGCAGCAGCUCCACCGGGAACUCCACGCCCACGCGCCUCACUUCCAGGUCUCCUUACUGCGUGUCAGGAGAGGCUAACGGACAUCAGCUGCAGCCAGGCAUGUCCCGUAUGCCAAAAGAGGGUGCUGCCCCUAGCCUGGGCCCCCACCGACAGACUGCAGCUGCGUUACUGUGCUGAGAGGUACCCAGAAGGUUCCCAUGAAGGGCAGCAUGUCCAAGCCCCUGACCCCAGAUGUGGCAACAGGACCCUCGCUCACAUCCACCGGAGUGUAUGUGUGGGGAGGGGCUUCACCUGUUCCCAGAGGUGUCCUUGGACUCACCUUGGCACAUGUUCUGUGUUUCAGUAAAGAGAGACCUGAUCACCCAUCUGUGUGCUUCCAUCCUGCAUUAAAAUUCACUCAGUGUGGCCCA
Homo sapiens (human) is the source of this 2493-nucleotide messenger RNA. RefSeq names its product mucin 20, cell surface associated (gene MUC20). Lineage: Eukaryota; Metazoa; Chordata; Mammalia; Primates; Hominidae. Gene Ontology annotation, biological process: hepatocyte growth factor receptor signaling pathway. The record is from RefSeq and is marked reviewed. The coding region runs from base 31 to 2160 and encodes 709 amino acids. The transcript has 4 exons. Gene Ontology annotation, cellular component: basolateral plasma membrane; microvillus membrane; extracellular region.